AUGGCUGCCACCGUCGUUGCGACGUGGCGACUCAGAAGUACGUCCGUUAAAGCAGAUGCUGUGCUGCAGGACAUGCUGACACCCAUGCUGAAGAUGAUACAAGGCUUGCUGGAUGACUUGCGAUGCGCUUCGGACCGCAUCAAGCAAAGCUCCAAUGUCUUGGACAUUCGGCAUGGUGCAGGCAAAGUCGCUCAAACUGCACGCAGUGUCCUGGACCUUUUACACACACGUUUUGGAGAAGCAAUUGGACCUGCCUUGGGGUUUUGGAGCGGUCUUGGCCCUCACAGGGCAUUUGGCAAGAUGCAGGCUAUCCUGGACCGCUGUUCGGCAGAUGACUCCCCGAUAAGCAUCCAGAUCAGAGUCCAGCACCUGUUGAGGCUGGCAAGUGCCGUCCAGGACGCCGACGAAGGACAGCUUCGCCGUAUGCGCAAAUUCCAGAGCCCGGAGUAUUCGAAGAAGUUCGCGAAUCUCCAGGAGCAGCGCAGAGCAGCAGCAGACGAAAUGGAAGCCAAGCGGAGGCGCAGAAUAGAGGACCGGAGAAACAAGAAGGUCGCAGAGCUGAUCAAGAGGAGUGACCGGGUGCAGAAGAGGCAGGCAUUGCAAGAAUGGCGGAUAUGGGCAGCUGAGAUGAUUGCCGCCGAGGAAUCGAGACGGCUUGCAGAAGCUGAGGCGCAGCAAGCAGAAGCAGAGGCAGAGAAAGCACAAAAAAGAGAGCAGAACAAGAAAAGAAAGGAGGAGUGGAAGCAGAAGGAGAAGCAACAAAGAAGAGAGGCCAAGAUGCAGCAGUCCCAGAUUGAACCUCAAGAGACGAGUUCGGCGACAUCGACUGCCUCUCCCAUGAAAGCCGCGAAGCUCAAAGCGCUCAAAGCGUCUCCGGCUUCGAAGCCGACGGUGACAACCACUGCUCCCGCACAGCUCAAGACGAUGGCAGAUCACACAGAGACGGUCCAAGAGCCAACGUUGAGCUGCAGUGACGGGGAUCACUUCGUCAACAAGCUGCGUGUUCGAAUGAGUCUCCUGGACCGCAUGUCGGAAGCAGAGCUUGGUGCGCAGUUGGAAACGGUGCUAAUGGCUGGCCCGAACAUCUCGCAAGCUUUGCGUCGUCUUUUCUCAGACUAUGUUACGGUGCACCGCACCGAGAAGGACAAGAUUCUCACCGAUGCCAUAGCGCAGGUGUGCGAUUUCGACGCCAUGCCUGACUCGUGGGGUUUAGGUCUCAUGGACUGGAGCUGUCGGCAGGGGACGGACGGCUGGGCGGCCGUGCGAAACAAAGCCAAGAAAGCUCGGACACGGCUCCAACGCAUCAUGGCCGAUUUCCUGAUCUCUCGCUUCAGCACGGAGGUGGCUGAUCUCUCGCCUCCCCAGCCUGCCACUCACAUGUCUCCGAAGGUCUCUGAAUGCCAUGACGGGCACAUUGCGCUGCGCCGCUGGUCGCGCCACAAGCAGACGACUCGCCGAAAGGAGCUCCCGAAGGUCUUCCGUCGGCCGUGCGCUGCGCCGCAGGAGUUGGGACAGUUCCGUCGCCUUCCGGUGCAGUAUCUAGAGGCCAAGGAGGCUUCCAUGAUGGACCGACCGGAUCGUUGUAAGUGGUACAAAUCGAAGGAGCAUCCCGCCUUCAUGAUUGCUGGCAAGGCUGUGCUCGGCUGCUCUCCGGAGAGCUCCCUGGAGCAGCUGAAGAAGGCCUACCACGAGAAGCUCCGAGAGCCAAGGUUCCACCCGGACAAGCGGCCGUGGAGUGCAGGGGGCUAUGGCCAGAACGUGACUCAGUCGCUGAAUGAGGCCUGGGAGGCUCUACGAUUCCCGGCUCUCCGCGAGGCAUAUGACGUCAUCUGGCGCAGAGAAAAGGCGCCGCCGGAGCCUCCUCCGCGGCGAGACCGUAGCAGCAGCAGGAGGAGGCCUGAACCGGCUGAACCUGCUGAAGCUGCUGAACCUGAGAGGGCCAAGCAGACGCCAGAGAAGCCGGAGCACCAGGAGGAGGCCAGGGCCAAGGCAGAAGCCAAGCUGCAGGCGGAAGCUCUGCGGAGCGAAGGCAACGAGCUCUAUCGGCAGGCGCAGGCCAUGCUCCGGGAGGCAGGCGAUGAUGCUGACAGCCUUCCGGACCGCAUGGCUGCCAUGCAAAAGUUUCGCAUCGCUAUCAAGAAGUACAGCGAUGCCAUGAAGUUAACACCAAGCAACUACAGGCUCUGGAGCAACCGAGCCCUGUGCCACUCGGCACUGAAGGACUGGGACCUCUGCCGGGAGGAUCGGCUGGCAGCACUCCGGCGCCUGGCUCUGCCGUCGCAGUUGUCUGAGGAGGUCAGGCGGCGGGGAGUCCACAGCGCCAAGGUGCGCCAAGUCCUUGGUGGCCUGCCUGGCAUUCAGGCGGAGGUCGCCAAAUUCUCGGUGCGCAGCGGACCGCGGCGAGGCUUCGUAGGCCGCCUUCUGGAUCCAAAGCUUCCAGUGGAGCGGCGGUGUGUGGUGGUCUACUGCCCCAGCGAGCGGGAUGGCGGCGCAGGAGCGGAGGAGUGCUUGGAACUCUGUCCGGAACUGCUCCCGCUCGGCAUUGCCAUCUUCGCCAUCGACGUGAGCUCGAAUGGGACAAGCCACUGCCUCGAGCAGGACGUGGCAGCGGCCAUCGAGAUGUUGCGGCAAGGCCAUAAGGCCAUCUCGCCUUAUCCUUACAUAGCCCUCUGGGGGCGCUCCGCAGGUGCUGUGGCGGCAUUGGAAGCAGCGAAGGACCCUACACUGGCCGCGAUAGUCUGCGACAGUGCUUACUCUGAUCUGGCAUCCUUGCUGGAAGUGCCGGGGGUGCUGUCAGCUCCGCUGGCGGGCCUAUGCCAGCUAGCAUCUGGAAGCGGGCUACUGGGUCCUGGAACCGAAUCGAGCCCAUCACCUACAGAUCCUAUUCAGUAUGCCAGGUCCUGCUUUGUGCCUGGGCUCUUUUUGCACGCGGCCGAGGAUGAGCUGUUGUCCUCCGAUCACGCGAAGAAUCUGCGACAAGCUCACGGCGGAGAGGCACAGCUCCUGACCAUGAGCCGCACUCGUCACGACUCUUCCCGGCCGAACGAGGCGAUCUCAAGAGCAGCCCUGUUCCUCUCUAGGGCCUUUGGCCUCGAAAACAAGGCGGUGUCCCGCCUGGCACUUUACUUGUCGAGGCUCCAUCCUGAUGAUGCAACGGACAAGAUUGACCAGGAAGCUGCCAAGCUUCUGGCAGCGCAGGAGGUGCAGAAGCGGCGCUGGGGACUGUUGAUGAAAGCUGUGAAUCAUUGCCCCGCAUACCACGGAGCCUCCUUUACACGCGCAAGGGCCCGCGGCGUGAGGCCUUCAUCACCAGCAGGCUCGGACUAUGUGAAGUACGCCAUUCUGGUCACGUUGCCCUCCGCAAGCAGCGAGGUCUGCAUUGCUUGGGCAGCCGAGAUGACGGCAGAGACUGCUGAGAAUCGAAGACUUGGCACAGUCCACUUCGCCAAUAUCUCUUGCUCUUGCCUGAGUUUAACACGGGCUACCGUCCUCGAGGGCGAGACAAGCCAGACGGUCGACUUGGAGGACUUGGCUGUGCAGGAGUCAAGCCUCGUGCCGCGAGAGAAGCCAUACACCAUGCUGCUGGCACUGGCUGACUCCGGCCGGGUCGAGAUGAAGCUCGGCAGCUGCAGUGUGCAGUGGGGUCGCCUCAACCAGGACACUGGUUUCAUCGGCAGCUUGUCCUUGUGGUCUGCCAGCUUCGGUGGCGCGGGGCUGGUUGACUUCAAGGACGAGCUUCUUCCACGACAGCCAGACAGCCGAGGUUGCAAGGAGAAGCUUUCGGGAUCGGAGCCCGAGCACCAUUUCAUCGCUACGAAGCAGGCGCAGGAGACCUCGAAGGCCUCGCUGGAGAGCUUGCCGGGCUCUGCGGCCGAGCUGGCUUGGCACAUAUACAACAAGCAGCAUCACGGAUCGCUUCACAAGGCCAGGCCACCGGAGUUGGAGUUGCCCGGAACGCUCCCCGAUGAGGAUCGCACGGCUCUGCAAUCCUUGGGGAGGCAGUGCCGGGGGCGCAAUUCCAGCGAGCUGUCAGUGCAGAGCGAGCUGUCCGCAGGCACUUUCCUCUCCAAAGCCGCGGACAGCUUGGCCCUGUCCCUCUCGACAGUCCAGAGCGAGGAAGCUGAUGGUCGCCUGGAGGACAUGCUGGAUGAAUGCAGUCAAGCCUCGCUGCACUUCCAGCCUCCUGUGAGAGCAAACACGCAG
Symbiodinium sp. CCMP2592 is the source of this 4203-nucleotide messenger RNA. The record is from the annotation of a GenBank genome assembly. Lineage: Eukaryota; Dinophyceae; Suessiales; Symbiodiniaceae.